GAGCUGAGUGUGUGAGUGCGUGUGGGGAGCAGCCUUGGGAGCGAGGGGCUAAGACAGAAGGUGCCCUGGGGCCGCGUUGGGGAAGGCGGGACUUGUCCUCGAGCUAUGAGCAGGGCGACUGGCGGUGGGGCCGUGCCCAGGCUGCGCGGGGGCGAGCUAGCGGCAGAGAGGCCGGGUCGCUGCGUGGGGCCCAGCAGGUCGGGGCGCGGACUUCGGCGCCCGUGGGGGAAGAGAGGGGCUCCAGGGACGUCCCGAGGCCGUGGAGCGAGGCGCCGGGCGAGGUCCUCGGUGUGGGAGACGAGCUGUGUGAGUGCAGAAAGGCUUCACGAUUGUCGGCGGCCAUGGGGGAGAAGACAGGCGGCAGAGACAGCCGAGGCCGCUGGGGCGAACGAGGCUUCGGGGACAUCUGGCACUGCAGGCUCGAUUGAGGCUGCAGGGGACCCUGGGACUGUGUGGGUGAACGGGUCUGUGGGUGAACCCCAGGUGGUGGGGCCUGCCGGGUCUGUGUGGGUGACUGGCACUGGGGAGGAGGAGGAGACAGUUUAUAGGAGUCCUCGGGGCUGUGAGAGAAAAGGUCGUCCGGGAUCUAUGGGGCACGAGAGUAUUCUGGAACUGUGGUUGAAGGUGCAGGCUAUGAGGGCAGCUUCGGGGUGUGCGGAGGGAAGCAGAGUCGAGCUCCAUCCUGUGCCUGCAGGAGAGGGGCCAGUUGAAAGGGGUAUUCCUGGCCGGCCUUCAUGGGUAGAAACCAGCUGUGGUGGUCUCACAGGACCAUGGGUGAAAGGACAGGCUAGGGCAGUCUCCCAGGCCGCGGGAGUAUCUACAGCUGGAGGCGUAGGGGCAGGCUGUGAGAGGACCUCAGGCUUGUGUGGGCAAGGACAGGCUAUGAGGGUGCCUCUUGUGGGUGUGGCUGGGAGUACGGAGACAAGUUCAGGGAUUGCCCCGCACCUGCUGGGGAGAAGAGAAGCUGUGGGGGUGCCUGGGGCUGUGGAGGAGAUAGGCUAUGGGGUUGCCCCAGGCCCUUGGGGAAAAGGACUGACUGUGGGGGUGCCUGGGGCCAUGGAGUGGCCUGAGGCUGUGGAGGUACCCAGAGCUGAAGAGAGAGGGAUAGGCUGUGGGGGUGCUGCAGGUCUGUGGGAGAGAGGGCAGUUGGUGCAGGUGCCUGGGGCUCUGCCUCAAGAGGCAGCCUGUGGGGAUACCCCAGGCUUAUGGGGAAGGGGACAGGUUGCGGGGGUGCCAGAUGCUGUGGAGGAGGAAACUACCUCUGUGGGUGCCUCAGGCAUGUGGCGGGGGAGACAAGCCAUGGAGGAGAUAGGCCCUGGGGGUAUCCUUGGCCUGUGGGGCACCAGACAGCCUGUAGGGUUGCCUUGUGCUAUUGAAGAUGAAACUAGAUGUGGGGGUGACCCAGGAUUCAGGGAAAGGGGACAGGCUGUGUGGGUAGAGACAGGUUCUGGAGGUGACCCAGGGCCAUGGGAAGCUUCACAGACUGCAGAGGUAUCUGGUUCUGAUGAUCAGGAGGCAGGUCCUGGGAGUGCUCCAGGCCUGUGGAGUACAGAACAGGCUAUGGGAGUACCUAGGGCUUUAGGGAAGGAGACAGGCUGUGGGAGUGUCCCGGGUCUGUGGAGAAGAGACCAGCCUGUGGGGCUGUCCCAGGCUGUGGUGGUACCGGGAGCCGUGGGAGAACAGAACAGCCUGGGUGGUGUCCCAGGCCUGUGGGAUAGGCAGCAGGCUCUGGCUGAGGCAGUGCCGGGGGUUGCUGGGGAGGAAACAUACUGUGGGCAUGUCCUGAGUCUGUGGGAAAGGAGGCAGGCUAUGGGGGAGCAAGGGGCUCUGGUGCCUACAGCUUUAGGAGUACCUGGGUCUGUGGAUCAAGAGACUGGCUGUGGGGAUGUUUCAUGUCUGUGCAGGAGAAGACAGGCUGUGGGGUUGUCUGAGACAGUGGGGCUGCCUGAGGCAGCAGGUGUGCCCAAGCACAGGUGUGCCCCAGCAGGGGUCCCCACAGCUAUGGGUGUGCCCAGGUCUGGAAGAGUGCCUGCCAGGGCACCUGCUGCUGUGUGGGUGUCUGGCCCUGUGUGUCAGGAAGGCAGCUCCAGAGAUGUCUCGAACCUGUGGGAGAGGAUUCGUACUGUUGGAGAACCCGUGGCUCCAGGAGUGCCCCUGGCUCCUGAGGAGCUGUGGUCUGUGGGAGAGGAGACUGGUUCUGUGGCUUUCCCAGGAUCAUGGGGAAGGAGACAGGCUAUCGGAGUUCCCGUGACUGACAGGGUUUCCGUGGCUCUUGAGGUACCUGAGCCUGUGGGGGAGGAGACUGGCUCUGGGGGUGUCCUAAGAUCUUGGGGAAGGAGACAGAGUGCGGGGGUUCCUAUGGCUGCUGAGGUGCCCACAGCUCCUAGCGUGCCUGGUCGUCUGGGGGUGGAGACUGGCUCUGGGGGGUUCUCACGCUUGCCAGGAAGGAGACAGACUGCAGGACUACCUGUGACUGCGGGGGGGUCCACAGCUGGCAGGGAGCCGGUGGCUCUCGGGGAGUCUAGGCCUGUACGGGAGGAGACUGGUUCUAGAGGUGUCUCAGGUUUGUGGGGAGAGAGAGAGACAGUGCGAGGACCGGCAGAUGCCAAGGGUUCCACAAGGAUGGGGGUGCCCACCAUGGCCAGGAUGCCUGGGCCCCUGGGGGAAAAGAUGGGCCUUGGGGGUGUCUCAGGCUUGUCUUCAGGGAGACAGACUACAGGGGUAUCCAUGGCUGUGGGGCUGUGCACAGCCACGGGGGUGCCUGGGCCAAGGGGAGAGGAGAUACUCUCUGGGGGUCUCUCAGGCUUAUCGAGAAGAAAACAAAUUGCUGAGAUGCCCGUGGCUGCUAGUGUUUCCAUGGCUGUGGGAGUGCCCGCAGCUGCUGGGGUCCCUGGGCCCAUGGUGGGCAAUGCUAGUUCUGGGGAUGUCUCAGGUGUAUGGGGAAGGAGACCAGCUCCUGAGCUGUCCGCUGCUGCCCGGGCUCCAGGACCUGUGGAUGGGGAGAUUGGCUCUGAAGGUGUCUCAGGCCUGCAGAGAGGGAGACCCAAUGGAACAGUCCCUGAGGCUGUAAGGGUACCUCUGGCUUUGGGGGUGCUUGCAGCCGUAGGAGUUCCCAUGGCAGGGCGUGUGCCUGCUGCAGUGUGGGUGACUGGGUCUGCAGGAGAAGAAAUGAAUGCGGCUGUCUCAGGCCUCACAGUAGUGAGGAGUCAGUCCACAGAGGGACCUGGGGCUUCAGUGGAGGAGACAGGAGGUAGAAGUACCCUGGGGAGGAGCCAGGCGGUGGGCGUGUCUUAUACCUCUGGGCAGGGGACGAGGUUGUGGAGCUGCCCAAGGUCUGUGGGAGACGAAACAGACUAUGAGAAUGUGCCAGAAGUGUCAGGGGCAAGAACGACUAGGGGGGUGAAUGAAGCUGUGGAAGUGCCCCCAGUUUCGAGGGAGGAAACAGGCAUUGGCCAUUUCAGAGAUCGCUCACAGCAGAGUGGGAGGAGACAGAGCGAAGGAGCAUCUGGAGUCGGAGCCAGGGGGAGCAAUUUGGGAGAAAAUUACGUGGGGGAGGACAGAUUGAGGGGAAUGUUCCAGUAGUAUGUGUAGGGAACAAGU
Molecule: messenger RNA, 3600 nt
Organism: Diceros bicornis minor
Lineage: Eukaryota; Metazoa; Chordata; Mammalia; Perissodactyla; Rhinocerotidae
Product: collagen alpha-2(I) chain
Exons: 1
Coding region: 106-3582 (1158 amino acids)
Source: RefSeq, a predicted model, not a curated record